GUUUAUUCUGCCCUAAUUCUAAAGAUAUAUGGGUUGCCGUCCGAACUGGCUAGCAGAUGCGUGGAGUUACUGGCCGUGCGCUGCGCCCCUACCUACCUAGUCUGAUUCUUUUUUGCGUGUUGUUCCGUCAAGGGCGCGCGCGCGCGGUGUCAGAUUCGGCCGCGGGCAGCGAGGGGCGCUCAGUCACUUCGUGGGGUCCAGAAAGAGGUCAAUUUAUGGAAACGGCCGGCGCAACCCAUCACAAGCUUGGCGACGACAAGAGCCCUCCCCCAAUUUACUUGUUGUAGA
Microdochium trichocladiopsis is the source of this 288-nucleotide messenger RNA. RefSeq lists its product as uncharacterized. NCBI's taxonomy places the organism in Eukaryota, Fungi, Ascomycota, Sordariomycetes, Xylariales, Microdochiaceae. The record is from RefSeq and is a predicted model, not a curated record. Bases 57 to 287 code for a protein of 76 amino acids. The transcript has a single exon.